AUGGACAUAAGCGAUGCGUGUGAUCGAAUUAAGAAUGCAUCUCUUGAAGAUUGGACUGCAUACAGAUCUUGCCUGACUGAGACGUGUGAAUACCUGGCCUCGUGCCUCCAAAAGUCCUUAGUGAACAAACGGAGCAACAUUACUACCGCACCACAGGAUGGUAGGGUCCCUGGAAAUCACAGCGAAAUCAUCCGAACAUCAUCAGGGAUCACAGACUCAACUGCCGCGAGCAGCGUGCCAUCGGGCUUUAUCACAUCCAGCGAGCACCCUGCCCCUGCUAAACCUGCCAAACAAAAGCCCACUACUGCACCGAAGGUGAGCUCGUCAAUAUCACGGAAGCACAGGAUCCGGGAUAAUAUCUUGCGCAACGCUCGCAACCGUGAAAAAGCACUUGGAGAAAGCAACAUCUUUGAGAUCCUUUCGAAGCGAUUUCAGGAAUUUCGACCUGCACGCGCCGGCUUUGACAUAGCAUCACCAGGGCGGCAUAGCCCACAGAGAAUAGCUUUCUACCUCGACGGUUAUCUGGGAGCUAUGUACAUCGCGGAGAGAUAUCACACAUAUCGGAAAACGGAGUCGUCCCGUCAGGGCAAACGUCGCGGAAAACCCAAGCAUAUGUACAAGGAAUUUGCAGAAUCUGUGGGUAUUAAGGAUCCUAAACUCACCCAGCUGAUAGAACUGGGAAACAUAUGCCUGCAGUUGCGUCAGGAAGAUGCUGCACUUCUACUUUUUCCAAAUCUGCCCGGCACGAUGCGUCGACUGAGCAAGAACGACAUCUCAGAGCUUGCGCAGUUAGUCCGCAAUGACGAACGGAUCAACAGGGUGAUCAAGAAAUGGAAUGACUCUGUCAACGAAGCAUAUAUUUUAUACUCCAAGGUCGCCCGAGAUGUCUGGUCUCGUGACGUGGCUAGGGCGCUUCAGAUCCAGAAAAUUAUGGAAUCGAACCAGGCAGCGGAGACUACUUCGAGGAGGAACACCAGGAACAGAGCUAAGAAUUCUCGAGAAGAGCCGGCGCACAACGACAACGCUCUUUCUCACGAUACACCACUCUCAGAUCAGCUGGCUUUGAGCCCGCGUCUUGCUUCUCCAUCGUAUUUGCCCCCUCACCAGCACAAUACGGUCGAUCGGGCUGAAGGCCAGAACAGAGUCUCAGAAUGCAAUACUCACACUGAAAUGAACAUAUUACUCAAGACUGCUCGCCGUCAGGAGAAUUCAUUGGAGUUUGAAGGGGAGAAGCGUUCAGUCACGACAAUGGAAGCCAACCCUGAACGCUCAUGCAAGCGUCGUCGUGUGGAUGACGAGGUGCCCGUGGAGGUUGUCGAAGCACUCGGAACGCUUGCGCCCAUUACACCCAUUACGUUCUCUGACGGUGAGGAACGAUAUUUGGGAGAUCUUGCUGGCAAUCGAGAUGAACUUGGGCCGACUGAGCAGGAGCUCAUGGCGGAUGAAUCUUGCCGCGGAAACAACGUCCCUGCGAACCCCAUAGCCUUUGCAAAUGAAUGUGGAAGCUCAGGCAUGUCUUUGACUGAAAAUUCCAAUACAAGAUCUUCCAACGUUCCCCCUGGUCGAGUUGCAAUCAAUAUAACGGAGGAAUCUGUCGACAAAACUACUCUACCUGAGCGACCGAAUGGCAUACCUUCUCGAGUGGAUGAGGAAGCACAUCGAAAUAAAAAUCCACUUCCAACAGAGUCGGUUGAGCCUUUCAAUAUUCAUGGUCCAGAGGCCGAGGCCGGGGAACAGAUAGCCGAAACAUCACGGACCUCCUCAAAUGAAACAACCAUCAAUAGACGCGAUUCUGAGCCUGGAGAGGGGUCAUGUAAACGGUGUCAUGUGGAUAAUGCCUACGUGGACACCCCCACUGAAGGUGAAGAUUUCGUCCUUAAAAUACUUCCUGACUCCCUAAUUCCGGGUAAUGGCGCCCCAGAUCAGUCUACGGAUUUCGGCCGUUGGCUAGAUUACCUUGAGAAAACCAACAUUACAGAUAUGCACCUUGGUAACGACGAGUUUUGGCCGCAAGAGUCUGAACACGAUAUUCAAGAUUUAAACAUUGGUGACUGGCUCGAUCUGGGGGAUGGUUUUCCAAAUCCGCGUCAGUAGGUACUAUGAUUGAAUUUUUUUCAACCACAUCAUCAUCAAGCAGAUCAAGAUAUCACAGCAGCCUCAGUCAGUUCUUUUCCGCAUUUACUAUACUC
Molecule: messenger RNA, 2189 nt
Organism: Exophiala oligosperma
Lineage: Eukaryota; Fungi; Ascomycota; Eurotiomycetes; Chaetothyriales; Herpotrichiellaceae
Exons: 2
Coding region: 1-2094 (697 amino acids)
Source: RefSeq, a predicted model, not a curated record